This is a messenger RNA of Lates calcarifer (barramundi perch), 6502 nucleotides long. RefSeq names its product neuronal tyrosine-phosphorylated phosphoinositide-3-kinase adaptor 2a (gene nyap2a). Bases 1524 to 3569 code for a protein of 681 amino acids. Gene Ontology annotation, biological process: neuron projection morphogenesis; phosphatidylinositol 3-kinase/protein kinase B signal transduction. The record is from RefSeq and is a predicted model, not a curated record. The transcript is spliced from 7 exons. NCBI's taxonomy places the organism in Eukaryota, Metazoa, Chordata, Actinopteri, Centropomidae.
GAAGAAAGGUCCUUCACAGUAGAGAUUUUUGGAUUUUUGCUGCAGAUCUGAAAAUGAAACAAAGAGGCUGAAUCUUAGUUUUUAAUCUUUAGAAUAAAGGAACAAACAGCUGUUCUGAAAUCAUUUAACAUCAAACUCAAUCUUGAAUUAUGUAACCUCACCAGAGCUCACAGCCCGUCACGUGAUCAUAGAGACGACACGUCAUUGGAUACAUACAGGACGAUGUCAUGCUGAUGUCACACACACAAGGAGAGAGGAAGGCACGUGAGGGAGAAGGCAGGAGACAAGGAAAGGAAAGAAGGAGAGGAAAUAUAUAAGUGGGUCAUCUCUGAGACAGACAUGACCAACAGAGAGGAAGAAUCCACAGCUGGGGGGGUCACUGAGAGGAACCACGUUCCUGAGCUGGACUGAGGAGGACUCUGAGGGUUUCCAACUGGAGCAGCUCAGGUGAGUCCUGAAGCAUCAGACAGGUGUGAGGAGGAGUUCAGGGUCAAAGGUUGAGGAGAAGGACUCCAUCUGACAAACCAUCAGAUGACCUGGGGGGGGGGCUGAACCAAGGACAGAAGCAACACUCUGAGGAAGUUCUGGACCCGAGUGACUCGUCCUCUGAAGGGGGAGGUCAGCUGGAGACUCGGGGGGAGACUCUGAAGGAGAGAGAAAUCCCUGUACCGGAGAGGCUGACAGGUCUCGACACAGCUGGACCGUCUCUGUCGACUCUGAUUUCAUCAGGACUUUUAUUUUGUGUUUGUUUCACGAUCUGGACACUUCCUGCCUCUAGUGGUGAAAAUUCUCUCUGCAACAAAAAGUCUAUCCGAGCAUCAGGAGCUGUGUCAUCACAUGAUGUCACUGUGAUAAAACAUCAUGUGACGUCAUGGCAGCUAAUGUUGUCAUCAUCAUCAUCAUCAUGGAGGGGAUGAAGGAGGAGAACAAACAGCUGCACACAUCUGUUCACACAGGAAGAGCAACAUGGCUGCUCCUUUUCUGACAAAACCAGAAAUGAAAAACCAAAGAAAAGAACUUGUGACAUUUCAUUUUCUCCCUCUCUCCCCCUCUCUCCCCCUCUCCCCUCCCCCCUUCUUAGCAGCAGGGGGAGGAGUCAGCAGGGUGAGGAUGCUGCCAGGUUGCCGUGGUUUCAUCCUCUCGUUUCUUGUGGAGACUGUCGUUGGGGAUGUGUGUGUGUGCGACUGAAGAGUGUGAGGGUGUGUGAGUGUGUGUGUGAUUCUUACAGCCAAGAGGAUAUAUGACCACAGGACGGAAGAGAGGAAGAGAGGAGGAGAGGGAGGAGAGGGAGGACAGGAGGACAGAAGUGUUGAAGGGUGGAUGUGGAUUAACGUUGCUGCAGUGAGUCGUUUCCUCUGAGCUGCAGAGAUCUGUGAGGACGACAGGAAGCUUCAUCACUCCAUCUUUGUUUCUGCACAGAGAGGACAGAGGGAGGGAGGGAGACAGUGAAGGAGGGAAGGAGACAGUGAAGGAGGGAUGGAUGGAGUCUGAGUCCUCUCUGAUCCUCCGGUCUUUGGGAAAUCAUGACGUCUCAGGAGGAGGCAUCUUCCUUCAGGAGGUUUUUUCAGUACGUGGAGGACAGUGGGCUUCGAACAUAUGAUGGUCUGGUAAUCCAAAAUGCCUCGGACAUUGCCAGAGAGAGUGACCGCAUUCGUAACCAGACCAACUGGACCUACCUGCAGGAAAAACACCAGAAGAAGAGACGGCAGGAAGAAGCCAUCAAGAGGAUUGGUGAAGAUGUUGCCAUGGCAACAGAUGGGGCAUACUCCGGCAAACAUUUCCGGAUGGGUUUUAUGACAAUGCCAGCACCCCAGGAUCGCCUGCCCCCCCCGAGCCAGGGCUUCACUGUCCGAUCCCAGUCUCUCCACUCGGUGGGCGGAGGAGACGAUGACUCCAACCACAACAGAAAACAACCCCCACCCAAACCGAAGAGAGACCCCAACACCAAAUUGAGCAGCAGCUCUGAGACGGUGAAUGGAGGCUCAGGAGUCACCAGGAGAGACCACCAAGAGACCAAAGACAUGGUGGAGCAGGCAGAGGCUCGAUGCCCUCUCUACACUGAGGACUACAAGAAGAUGCCUCCACCUAAACCGAAGAGGAACCCAAACACUCAGCUCAGCACCUCCUUCGAUGAGUCCUACAUCCAUAACCAUGGUAACAAGAAGUCUUCCUUGCGUUGGGAUAAAUCAUCAUCCCAGAGUCAGAGUCCGGCGUCCAGAGACACAGACGACGAUGAGCCAGUUUAUAUUGAGAUGGUGGGAAACAUCCUGCGAGAGUUGAAAGGUCAGGAAGCGGCGGAGGACGAGCAGAGUGAGUCAGUGUAUGAGGAGAUGAAGUACCCGAUGUUGGAGGACUUCCUGCAGGACUCUCACUCUGCCAUCAUGGAUCCUGAAGCCUGGUCCCGCGGAUCUCUCUGCGAUAUCCCUCCGCCUUUCCCCAAUCUCCUAACUCACCGCCCGCCGCUGCUUGUCUUCCCCCCUGCCCCCGCUCAGUGCUCCCCCAACUCUGAUGAGUCCCCCCUCACGCCCUUAGAUGUCACCCGGCUGCCCAUGUUAGAAAACGUGUCCUACAGCAAAUCAGGUGGUGGUGAACAUCCACAGAGCUCCACUCACCACCGCAAAGAACGAGACCGAGACCGGGAUCGAGACCGGGACAGAGACCGGGAUAAAGACAGAGACUUGCCCUCCACACACACCAUCACAUCCUCUGGCCGCUCGUCAGCUCCACCUCUCCCCUCCAACCUGUACAAGUCAUCUGGGUCUGUCCAUGGUGGUCAUGGUUACCCCCGCAGCCAAUCAGCAUGUCCGUCUCCAGUCAGUAUGGGGCGCUCUCUUACCCCUCUGAGCCUGAAGAGGCCGCCGCCAUAUGACGCUUUGAUGGCUGGAGGAAGUAUGCCUCGCUCUUCAUCCUCAUCUUCAUCAUCUUCACACAGAGCAGGGGAGGGUGGAGCUAAACUCAGUAACUCCUCCUCCACCCAUGGCUCCAUGCAGAACGUGUCAAUGAGGUCUCAGACUCCAACAAGCCCAUUGGACGAACUCAACAACCUGUUCACUUCAGGUAGACAGGUAGUGAAGAGAGGCUCAGGGAGCAGGAAGAGCAGGGAGGGUGAAGGAGACUGCAGGUCUCUGCCCAGACAUGACAGCAAAGACAGAGAUUCACAAUCCAGUCCAGGCUCCAGUAGGAUGGGGAGGUCAUCAGUCAGCCCCACCAUGAUGCUGUCUGGAGGAGGAGGAGAAUCAAAGUCUGUUUGUAAACUCGGCCGUUCAGCCUCAACGUCAGGAGUUCCUUCACCUGGUGGGACACCACAGCGUCACCUGCAUGAAACGCAUCAUCCUGCCCUCAGCCAGAUGCCGUGGCUCUGCGGAGACGCCACCAUGAUGGAGAUGAUCGAGAAAAAAAGAGUUUUGUGUCGAGAGAUCAAAGCUCGUCAGCGGCCAGAGAAGAAUCUGUGUAAACAGGACAGUAUGCCCAUCCUGCCCAGCUGGAAGAGGAAACAACCACCGCCAUAUUCAGCCCCGCCCACCGCCACAGGACAGACCACCACGGUGUUCUGGGACACCGCCAUCUGAAAGACGGAUACAACACAGACCACCACAGAAACACUGAUGAUGAUGAUGAUGAUAAUAAUGAAACAGCCAUCAGGUCACACCCACCACACUGAUUUAAAAACACAUAUCGUUUCUUGCUGAUUUUCUCUCAUUGUUUGAUUGAUUGCAUCAGGAGUCAAUAAAGUUUGAUCAAAGUGACAAGAUACCAGUUCACUCCCUCUGUUAGAACUUACUACUGUUAAAAAAUCUAUAUACAAAAUCAAAUUUGAAAUCAACAGUCAUGAGAGUGUGAGUUUUAGUUUAUACUCUCAUUAAAGAAAAACAAAUAUGGAAGAAAUAUCAACCAAAUAUCCACAAGAUUCACAAUUUUAUCAACGUGUCUAGAAACAUUUAUAUUUCAAAUAAAUCCACUUCAAUAAACUGUCAGCUAAUCAAUGAAUGCAUUAAUCAUGUAUCUGAAUGUGGCAGUUUGUAUUUUAAUAUUUGUCUUUUUAAAAACUGUGAAUCAAACAAAUCUUACAAACUGUUUGAUGAAUGUAGAUCCAAAGUUGGAGACACUGUCAGAUAAAUGAUGUGAGAAAAUCAGCUCAGCAAGUUGAAAAUUCUCUAAAUAUGAAAAUCACUGAAAUAUUUCAGCCAACAGCAACAAUCAGCACACAUACACACAGGUGCAGGUGUUGUCCUGCUGUCCAAUCAGAGUGCAGGGAGGUGUGGCCAUACAGGUGUAGCAGGUAUGUCUUUCUACUCUUAUUUUUCUAUCUCACCAUUGUAAAAGAUUCAGAUGUUUUUUUUUUAAAUCUGACAGUCUGUAGCAGAACGCUGUAAAAAGAGAAAAAUAUUUAUAAAGUCUUCUGUGUGAAAAAACGACCUGAAUCUGUCGUCAAACGUUUUUAUAUUUAAAUUAAAUCUGUGACACUUGUCUUUGUGUGGAAGAAAAAACAGUGGCAAUGUUUUUAUAUUAAAAAAAAACUUUUAUUAUGAAGAAAAAGGCACUAUUUUAAAAUGAGAAUAUUUUAAUGAGUUGGUUUGUUUGGUCUUUUCCACUGUCCCUGAAACACAGACUGCAUUUAACUCAAAAUAAAAUCCUGAUUAUUCCACUUUAAGUGCAGUGCAGCUCCAUUUAAAAGUUAGUUGUUAGGUGUUUAACGCUGUGUUACUGUCAUCAUUUCAUUAGUCAGUGUGUGUGUUCAUUGAAUCAAAUGUCCAAUUGAAAUGUCUGAUGAUUGUAGACGAGUCCAGCUGACAUCAUGUCAAAGAUGUUUACAAGUCACAUUAAUUCAAUUCAAUUCAAUUCAAUUUUAUUUAUAUAGCGCCAUAUCACAACAAAAGUCACAUUACAUUUUAUGAAAUAAAUAAUACACAACCAAACACACACACUGUCUGUAACCCUAACUCUAACCCAACAACUGGAAGAGUUUAAUGUCAAAUACAGCAUCUGCUUUUUACAAAUGAAAAAUGUGAAUGUAAUAUAAAUAAUGAGACUGAGGUGUUGUUGAUUCAACUUAAUAUCUUCAGUUUCACUGAAGUGAGAUAUCUGGUGAAUUUAGUCAUGACAUGACCUUAAAGUAAUUAUUGAAAUUUAGUUCAGUUAACUCACCUUUUUAAAGCAGCAGAGGAACCUUUGUUUUCAACCUGAUGGUCACCUGAAUGUUAGAUGAAGGUCAGGUGGAGGUCACCUGAAGUUCAGGUGUGACAGUCUGUCUUUUCGGGACAGUGGAUGAUUGAUGGAUGUUUGCAGAGAUACCUUGAUGAAUGGACUGUAUUAAUGAUUAUAUGAAAGCUGAUUGAUAAGCAUGAUGUCAAAUCAAAGGUAACAUAAGACUACAGCAAAGCAUUCUGGAAUAUGAUGGUGAAACCUAAGUGAUUAAUGUAAAUCAGUCUAAAGCCACACACACUUAAACAGAGUUCAAUACACUCAAUACACAGUCUGAUCAUGUGAUCAAUAAGAGUUGAUCCCACAGUUGUGAUGAAGUUGAUUUUUGUUUGUUGUCUCAUUAAAUGUGAGAUCAGCUGUGAUCUCAGUUUCUGAAAUUUAAAUUCAUACAAACAGUUGACAUGAACAGCAGUUUAUAAAGCCUUCACACUGAUCAGAUGUUAUUACUCCUCAGACUGAUGAUCAAUAAGAUAUUAUUUAGACAUUCAUUCGUGCAGUGAGGACUGUUUGUGUGGACCAAUCAAAGAAAAAGUUUUUAUUUCUUCUGAUUAAAAUCAACAGUUUCAGCUGUUGAACAGGAAAAACAGAGGAGGUGAUGAUGCAACAAAAUCAUUAACAAACAUCAUUUUCAUAUUUAAUGUAAAAUGUGUCAGAUCAAAUUUAUUAUAUCAGUCAAUACAUAGAGAUCGAUCAUCAUUAUACAGCAGUCAGUCAGUCAACGUAAUAAAAUACUGUGGACGGAGUUCAGCACCUGUUCCAGGUAAUUUUAACGUCUUUCGUAGGAACCUUCUUACAUUUAAGAAAUUUUUCCUAAACUGUUCCUAAUUUCAAAGUGUUACAAACAAUGACAGAUUAAACGACACAACUGGAGAAACCAGAAACAACAUGUUUUAUUGUUAAUGUUCGUUUUUAAAACUUUGAUCAUGAACACUAAUGUUGUUUAUUAAGUGAUGUUUGAUGGAAAAUGAGUGAAAAUUUUCAAUUAGAAAAUAAAACUGAACACAAAUCAUCAUCAUCAGUUUGUGUCAGCAUCCUCCUCUUGUCUUCAUCUCUUCUGACUGAAAGUAUUUUCAGUUUCAUGACAGUGUGGACACCACAAGGUCUACAGGAAAUGUCUCACCUUUACCUUCACCUGUGCACAGGUGUAAAUAUGUUGACGUGUUUGCACUGUGAGAAACAGACAAGUCUUUAUUAUCAUUGAAUCUGAGAGAAAAAAACAAAAAAUCUGUUUGUUGUGACUCUGUUUUCAUCUUUAUGGGACAUGAUGACAGAAAUACAGUAAAUAUGGAUUUUAUUAAAC